AUGUCUCUGCUGCCCCCCGACCCGGCAGCCGCUCAUCCAUCGCGGGUCAACGACGACGACGAGGCAUGCACCCCAGAGCACUGCUUCUACGCCUUCGACACACUGUACUGUAGUCUGACAAAGUCCAAACCAAUACCCCCUACGUUCCCUGAUGAGAAAUACCCCCUAUUCGUGACUUGGAAUAUCGAAAACGGCGACGACUGGCGCCUGCGAGGUUGCAUAGGCAAUUUCGAGCCAAUGCCCUUACAUGAGGGGCUGGCGGACUACGCCCUUAUCAGCGCACUGCGCGACCAUCGCUUCAGAAAGAUAGAGAGGAACGAGCUAGACCGCCUGCAGUGCAGCGUAUCGCUCCUCACCGAAUUUGAGCAGGCCGACUCGUAUCUCGACUGGACCAUCGGUGUGCACGGCAUCUACAUCACCUUCCCACAUCCCUCCCUCAUUCAGUCUUCGUCCGACACACCCUCGCCGCUUCCUUCGCCCUCUCCUCGAAGCACUCCACGGUUGACCUCGAAACAAUCGUUCUCCGCCACGUAUCUCCCUGACGUUAUCCCGGAGCAAGGGUGGGACAAGGUUGAAGCCGUCGACAGCGCCAUCCACAAGGCCGGUUGGAAAGGCCGCAUCACGGAAGACUUGCGCAGGAGUGUCAAACUGCAGCGGUACCAGAGCAAGGUCUGCUCCGUGACCUGGGACGAGUACUUCCAGUGGAGAAAGAAGCACGAAGGAAAGCGUUGA
This is a messenger RNA of Cyclocybe aegerita, 732 nucleotides long. The record is from the annotation of a GenBank genome assembly. Lineage: Eukaryota; Fungi; Basidiomycota; Agaricomycetes; Agaricales; Hemipholiotaceae.